Molecule: messenger RNA, 676 nt
Organism: Cornus florida
Lineage: Eukaryota; Viridiplantae; Streptophyta; Magnoliopsida; Cornales; Cornaceae
Exons: 1
Coding region: 150-518 (122 amino acids)
Source: RefSeq, a predicted model, not a curated record
CAAUUUUUGGUUCAAUAUCAAUAUAUGUAUAUUUAUAGACUUCUUUAGUCUUUCGUUAGCUCCUUAUCUUAGACAUUCGUGUUCUUUCCUUGCUAGACAACAUCAGAGACCCAAAUUCUUCCUCCUAAUCUCUCUCACUGAACAAAUCCAUGGGAGAUUACAGAUCAAACACAUAUGCUGAUGGGAGGAUGCAGAUGGUGAGCUACUAUGGAAAUAGACCCACCACUACAGACCCACACGGUUUCAGGUCAUACAGUGCUUCUUACGGUUCUUCUGUUGCUCCGCCGCCAAUCACCCAAAUGGGUGGUGGUGCGAAGGAUUUGAAGUUGAAGAAAGGGAAAAGCACAAGUGGGUCAUCUUCAAAAUCUUGGAAUUUCAAUGAUCCAGAGUUUCAGAGGAAGAAGAGGGUUGCUAGCUACAAGGCCUAUGCUCUUGAAGGGAAGGUCAAAGGGUCCUUUAGGAAGAGCUUCAGGUGGCUCAAGGAUAGGUACACCCAAGUGCUCUAUGGUUGGAGGUGAUUCAUUUAUGGGUCAUUUUGUACUAUUAUUCGUUUUUUCAUGUUUUUGUGUUUGAUAGUUGUGUGAUGAGUUGAAAUUUUGUGUCAUGGGCUGUCAUCAUAAAUACAUUAUUUGGAUUUCCCAGAUAUGAACCAAUUUGUUUCUGGAACUUUUUGUUA